Molecule: messenger RNA, 819 nt
Organism: Serpula lacrymans var. lacrymans S7.9
Lineage: Eukaryota; Fungi; Basidiomycota; Agaricomycetes; Boletales; Serpulaceae
Exons: 4
Coding region: 1-819 (272 amino acids)
Source: RefSeq, a predicted model, not a curated record
AUGCUUCUGGUAGACAGAUCUGGCGUGCAUCACCCGCCUGUUAAAUGGUGUAGCUGUCUCAAUGCUGCUUGCUCGGACGUUCAGCUCUUGUCCAAUGGGUUGUACCCAGCAAGUCAGAAGAAGCCCCAAACAGCAUUCACCUUUGCUUUACUUGAUGACUUCUUAAUCAAUAACAAGGAAUGUAAAACUCCUGCAAUGACUUUCUAUUCCAAGAUACAGCGGGUGACAAACAGUGCAUUCCCACACAAGGUCCCAAAUAGAUAUCAGGAGUUCAUGAGGGUGUCCCAGCAGUUGAGAUAUUUGAAAUAUAUGUGGUCUCUAGCAUUGUUUUGCCUGGCUUUCCCUCAGCUGGGUAUCAAUGUCUUGCUUGAUUGGAAGCAGGACCCCCUCAGGCAGUAUCACUUGAGGACUUUUGUCAUGGACAGAAACUUUAACACAGAGUGCAUGAAGUCAAAGAACACCCAUGAUGAUGUUCCAUUUGCCGAUGGCACAGCAUUCUUGACGGCAAACCAACCGUACAUGGAGCACCUCAAAAUUGCCAAAAAAAAAUCAAGUGGGAGGGUCCUUGAAAGUCCUUAUCUUCAGGUCCCCAGUGGUGUAUCCAUGUACAAGGGCAUUGGAUUAUUUCAUGUGCAUGGACAUCAAGACAUCUGCUUCCCAAGAUACGCCCCUAACUUCAUCCCCGGGGCUGGGCAGGUUGAUGGUGGGAUAUCAGAAACACUUUGGGCUCCCCUCAAUGAAGUCUCUCAAAGCACCCGGGCUAUGAGAAAGUCACAUAAGCAAGAAAUAUUGGACAACCACAUGGGUGAUUCCAAUUAG